CCAGCCAUGACAGCUUCCUGCAGACGGACGGGUCUCCUUCACAGACGGGAGGAUGAACUGACUGAGGGCUCCUAGAGUUUACCAGGUCGGCAUGCAGUGGAAACAGCGGCUGGAGUAAAUUUUAUUUUAUUUUUCAGAGGACAGCGAAUGCCUCAGCGGGACACCGAGAGGAAAUGAGUAACGCGAUGGACGGUUCGGCGGGGCCAGGUGUGAGGGCGAAUGGACAGAUCCGACCCCCCAGCAGCAGCAGCAGCCCGGCGCCGCCGCCGCCGCCGUCGCCGUCAGACCCUGCCGUGUCCCCAGAAGAGCUGGCCGAGGAGCAGCAGUCCUCUCUGACGGACGUCACUCAGAUGUGGAUUAAGUUCGCCAAAACCUUCGCCAUCAUAUUCCCGGUCUACGUGAUGGGGUACUUUGAGUUCAGCUUUAGCUGGGUUCUGAUUGGACUGGCCCUCCUGUUUUACUGGAGGAAGAACUACAGCAAUAARGACUACAGGAUAAACCAGGCCUUGGCGUACCUGGAGCACGAGGAUAGAGCCGUAAAGCAAAUUAUGCCGACWGCUGAGCUGCCACCGUGGGUCCAUUAUCCAGAUGUGGAGAGAGUUGAGUGGCUCAAUAAGACGGUGAAGCAGAUGUGGCCGUUCAUCUGCCAGUUUGUGGACAAGUUGUUCAGAGAGACCAUCGAGCCGGCGGUGAAGGGAGCCAACCCCCAUCUCAGCACCUUCUGCUUCACCAAGAUCGACCUGGGYGACAAGCCGCUGAGGGUAAACGGGGUGAAAGUUUACACAGAAAACGUAGACAAGAGACAGGUCAUCAUGGACCUACAGAUCAGUUUUGUUGGAAACACAGAAAUUGACGUGAACAUCAAGAAGUACUACUGCAAGGCUGGAAUCAAAAGUAUUCAGCUCCACGGAGUGUUGAGGGUGGUGAUGGAGCCUCUCCUGGGGGACAUGCCUCUGAUCGGAGCCCUGUCCGUCUUUUUCCUCAAAAAACCUAUGCUGGACAUUAAYUGGUCAGGACUCACAAACAUGCUGGAUAUUCCUGGAGUAAAUGGAUUGUGCGACAGCCUCCUCCAGGACAUCAUCUACAGCUACGUGGUGCUGCCGAACAAAAUCAACAUCCCUCUGGUGGGAGAGGCCGACCUGGCCAGACUCCGCUUCCCCAUCCCCAAGGCCGUUCUAAGAAUCCACUUCAUGGAGGCUCAGGACCUCCUGAGUAAGGACAAGCUGUUGGGAGGGUUGAUCAAAGGCAAGUCGGACCCAUACGGAAUCGUCAAAGUCGGGACGAAUAUUUAUCACAGCAAAGUCAUCCAAGAGAACUUAAACCCAAAGUGGAACGAGGUGUACGAGGUUAAAAUGUAUGAGAACUCAGGAUGGGACUUGGAGGUUGAGCUGUUUGAUGAAGACACUGAUAAAGAUGACUUCCUGGGAAGUCUUCACAUUGACUUGGACGAAGUCAAGAAAGAGCAGAAGGUUGAUCAGUGGUUUGAUUUGGAUGAAGUGGCCCAUGGGAAGCUGCACCUCAGACUGGAGUGGUUGUCUCUGCUGUCCAAGCCUCAGAAACUGGACCAGGUGCUGGGAGCCAUCAAGGCAGACCGCGGUCAGGCCAACGACGGCCUGUCGUCCGCGGUUCUCGUCGUCUUCCUGGAUUCAGCCAGAAACCUGCCGAGCAUCUUUGAGGGGGACGUGGGCUCUGGCUAUUUAAAGGAGAGGCGUGAGGGCAGCCUUGUGUUUUGUGAGAACACGUCUUCUCUCUAUAGGACCUUAUUUCGCAAUCCMUUAGAGUUCAACCCAACGGGGCUGAAGAAGGCCUCGGUCAAUAAGGCCAUCAAGUCUGGUAAAAAAGUGACCAGUGAACCCACUCCGUUUGUCCAGUUCACAGUGGGACACCAGUCCUUUGAAAGCAAGGUCAAAUAUAAAACCAAUGAACCAGUUUGGGAGGAAGCUUUCACCUUUUUCGUCCACAAUCCCAAAAUCCAAGAGCUGGAGGUUGAGGUGAAGGAUCAGAAACACGAGUGUUCGUUGGGAAAGAUCACUGUUCCUCUGACUGACCUGCUGGAGGCAGAGAACAUGACUCUGAACCAGCGCUUCCCUAUCAAAAGCGCCGGCCCGAGCUGCAGCGUGAAGAUGAAGAUGGCUCUGCGGCUCUUGUGUCUGGAAAAAGACACAUCCGUCCCUUCAAACWCCGCCCCGUCCUCCGUGCAGGUCCGCAAGUCCAGUUCCAGCAACCCGCUGCCUCCUGCUUCCUCCGAGGCCUCCAAAACUCCGUCUACUGCUCACAAGCCCCCCAAAUCCUCCGUGUCGGCUCAGGACACGCUGACCCGGCGGAAGGAGGUCGAGGAGGCCGUCAGGACUCCAGGAGGUGCAGCUCAGGGUGGUCGAGGAAAAGAUGCAGCCACAGUGGGAGGAGGAGGAGGAGGAGGAGGAGGAGUAGGUCAGAACUUAUCAGAAACCGGGAGGAGCACGUCUAACCUGAACAUCUCGGGUUCCCAGCUGUACCUGGCUGGAGGCAAGGAGUCGACGCCCAGCAUCGCUUCGGACAUCUCCAACCCGUUCGCUGCUCAGGAGCUGCAGCAGAGAAUCCAGCAGCUGCAGAAUGGGUCCGGUCCCAACCACUUCCCUCUGGGUGAGGUCCAGCUGACCAUCAGGCACAGCUCACAGAGGAACAAACUGAUCGUGGUGGUUCACUGCUGCAGAAACCUGAUUGCGUUCACGGAUCACGGCUCAGAUCCUUACGUCCGGCUCUACCUGCUUCCCGACAAACGGAGGUCAGGCAGGAGGAAAACUUCAACGGUUAAAAAAUCACUUAAUCCACAGUACGACCAGACGUUUGAGUUUAACGUCUCCGUCAUGGAGCUUCAGAGGCGAACUCUGGAUGUGGCCGUAAAGAACGGUGGGCGUCUGCUUUCUAAACACAAAGGCCUUCUGGGAAAGGUUCUGGUGGAUUUGACCAACGAUGAAAUCAACAAAGGUUUUACACAAUGGUAUGAGCUGACUGAAGACGGGCUGCCAACGCUGCUCCAAGUAUAAGAUGUCUUCAUUAUCAUCAUCGUCAUCAUCAUCAUCAUCAUCAUCACCAUCAUCUGUAUAAUCGUCAUAUCGUCACUAUUUCGCUUAAGUCCAUUCAUUCCCCCAAAACCUGUAACUAAAUGGAGAAAAUGACUCGUCUGACAUCACGAGCACAGCUUUAAGAAGUGAGUGRUCAACUAAAGGAUCAGAAAAUAUAAAGAUAUAUAUAAAUAUAUAUACUUAAUGUACUGCAAUAUUUAUAGACAAAGCUAUAUCUUUUUUGUUUUUUUGCUGCAACAGUUUUGUAAAUAAUGUAAAAUGAUGCUGGACAGAUAAGGUUUGUAUUCCUCAGAUAUCAGAGAGGUGUGGUGUCUUACUGGCCAAACGAUUGUAAUUUUAUUCCAUUAAUUUUUAUUAUUAUUUUUAUUCUGUUUUAUGAAAAACAUUCUUGACACUUU
Austrofundulus limnaeus is the source of this 3463-nucleotide messenger RNA. RefSeq names its product extended synaptotagmin-like protein 2a (gene esyt2a). The record is from RefSeq and is a predicted model, not a curated record. Gene Ontology annotation, cellular component: endoplasmic reticulum membrane. Gene Ontology annotation, biological process: lipid transport. The transcript is spliced from 25 exons. NCBI's taxonomy places the organism in Eukaryota, Metazoa, Chordata, Actinopteri, Cyprinodontiformes, Rivulidae. Bases 174 to 3026 code for a protein of 950 amino acids. Gene Ontology annotation, molecular function: calcium-dependent phospholipid binding; calcium ion binding; phosphatidylethanolamine binding.